UCGUAAGGCACCGGGCCCACGAGUGGCAAACAGCCACGUCUCUGGCUGCAUGGCUGUUAGAAGAGAAAGCAUAAAGCAGGGAAAGGGGAACCCACUGCGCAGACGUGGGUGGGAAACGAGGGCAGCGUCUGCGUGGGGCUGGGGGCUGUGGGUGACUGGCAGCAUCUUGCCUUCCCUAUAGGCUGAGCAUACGGGGGCUGAGGCAGGCAGGAGGAGCAGCAGGGCCCCAGGAGCAAGGAUGAGGACUCCGGGCUGCGGAGAGGAAAGAAGAGAGCACCCGAAGGCGUCGACCUUGCUCUGAAGAGGAAGGUGUAUGCUAAUGAUUAACUUCAAGCGAGGCCAACAGUGGGAAGAAAUCUGUCCUUGGAGUGGGAAGGAAAGGGGAGCGCAAGAGCCAUCCGCACCAGAGAGACUGAGCAAAGUCACUGAGAGGCCAGGGCAGAGGGAGGAGAGAGGAGAAGAAAAGAAGCCAGCCAAAGACAGAAACCAGCAGAACAAGCUUUAAAAAUGGAUGAAGGCUUUAAACCACAGACACUUGACUCCGGUCUUCAGAGUCCAUCAGAGACAUUGCUUUCCAUUCGGCUGUUAGACUUUAAAACAAGUUUAUUGGAGGCUAUAGAAGAACUGCGUAUAAGAAGGGAAACAGAGGUAAAUUAUGAAGAUCAAAUAAGUAAAAUUGUUGUAGAGAAACAGGAACUUGAAUGGCAGAAGGAAACUCUGCAGCAUCAGACAGACAUGUUACAGCAACAGAACAAAGAAGCUAUGGCAGCUUUUAAAAAGCAGUUACAAGCAAGGAUGUUUGCCAUGGAAGAAGAAAAGGGAAAAUACCAACUUGCUGUAGAAACAAAAGAAAAAGAAAUUGAUGGGCUGAAAGAAACACUAAAAGCAUUACAGAUUUCAAAAUACACUUUAGAAAAGAAACUGAAUGAAAUGGAUCAGAAAUUACAGUUGCACUUAACAGCAAGAGAGGAGCAUCAAAAGAAACUGAAUGAAGUUGAGAGGUGUUAUGCCACUAUUGUAUGUCAGUUUGGCAUUGUUAAAGGUGUUCAUGGACAAUUAGAGCACAGUGUACAGGAAGCGAUACAGCUCAAUAAGAAACUAACAUCAGUGAAUAAAAAACAAGAGACUGAAAUAAGUAAUCUGAAGGAAGAACUGAAGAAAGUAACUACAGACUUGAUAAGGUCCAAGGUCACAUCUCAGUACAGGGUGGGAGAAGAAAACAUCAAUCUUGCAGCAAAGGAAAAACAGUUUCAAGAACUGCAACAAAAAAUCAGAAUGGAGGCAGCAAUUAGUAAAAAAGUUAAAGAAGAAAACACUCAAAUUAAAGGAGAAAAGCUGGAAAUUCUCAGCUCUCUACAAUGUGUGCAGGAGCUGCUUCAGCGGAUAACCCAAACGAAUGUUAGAAUGGAAAGUGAAUUAAAUGCACUGAAAGAAGAAUAUCAGACCCUUGAAAGAGAUAAUGAGCUGCAAAGGGAGAAGGCAAAGGAAAAUGAAGAAAAGUUCCUUAAUCUUCAGAAUGAGCAUGAGAAAGCACUGAGAACUUGGAAAAAAGAUGAGGAAAAUAUGAGGAGAGAGAUAGCCACUAUUAAAAAUGAGCUAAAUUCCCUUAAGGGGGUUCAAGGACAUCUUGAAGAUUAUCCUCCUCCUCGGGGAAACCAGCAUGCUGAGCAAGUGGAAAGUCUGCAGGUUCUAUCAGUUCUAACAGAGCUGCCAACACUUCGAAUACCUCCAGUAUCCACCGAGACCCCCAGGGAGACCCUAGUGAGGAAUGGAAUGCUACAGCAAAGACUUUUUAUGAUUCUUCUUUUCCCACAGAACACGUGAAAGAAGGAUUUACUGCUUUACAUGAGCAGAAGUCUUCUCAUGUAACUCCAGCAAAAAGCGAAAGAAUGCUUGGAGAUGAAGACAGCCGUUCUACUCAUAAUUCUAACAUACAAAAUCAAAUAGAAGAAAUUGAGAAAUUCCUCCAGUUGGAGAGACUUUGUUCAUCAAGAAAAAGAAAACAUGAAGACAGAGAAUAAAGAGCAGUGAAAGGAGCUAAGAGCAUGUAUGUGUCCAUUCGGCACAGAUAAAUCACUUGCAUAAACCAGAGUGGUAAAAGUAUUUCUAUAGAAUAUGGUAUGUAUUAAUUGUGCUUUCAUGUUUAAUACAAAAUAUAGACGUCUGUUUAAAAAUGGUGAAAUUCCUACUAAAAGAGUUAGUUCUGUUUCUGCAGUCAACUGCAUGCAAGUUGUUACAAGUUUUACCUGAAGUUAAAAGCUCACAAGUUAAAGUUUGAAUAAACU
This is a messenger RNA of Oxyura jamaicensis (ruddy duck), 2285 nucleotides long. RefSeq names its product coiled-coil domain containing 73 (gene CCDC73). Bases 508 to 1824 code for a protein of 438 amino acids. The record is from RefSeq and is a predicted model, not a curated record. Lineage: Eukaryota; Metazoa; Chordata; Aves; Anseriformes; Anatidae. The transcript has 17 exons.